CAGGAAAUCUCAAUAGCAGGUCUUAACUUGGUAAAACUGACUUACAAGAGCUUACAAGAGCUUACAAGAUCUCAGCAAUGGGAUGUCAAAGAAUCGUAUUAAUUUGGUGCCUAUUGUGUGGCACAUCUCAGGCUUACUCUGAAAAACGUUGCACCGUUUUGGGAAACCGUGAGGAAUUGAAAUUAUGGAAACCUGAGGAAAAGCCCAAGGAUAUAAAAGAUAUAACCUGGAGAAACAGCACACAUACUCUUGGAAGAAUAAAAAAUGGACUGAAAUCUGGACUCCUCAAUAUUUCUGAAGAUGGGACUCUCGAACUGGGAAUUUUACAAAAUAUAGCCAUAAAUAAUUAUUCUGCAAAAGUCUUUAAUACACAAGGGCAAUUAAUUCAUGAAGCUGUCAUAAGUCUACAAGUCAUAAAACCCAUUCCUAAGCCAUCAUUGGCAUUCAUGUGCAAACCAAAACUAACGAUUCAUUGCGAUUUCACACAUGCUCCAGAAUCUGCAAUCUAUUGGGAAAGGAAUGGAAAACGAAUAGAUGACACAAGAGCUACCUUUAAAAAUGAUAACAAAACAUUGGUUUUAAAUGCACAGUAUGAACCUACUGAUAGGUUUGCAUGCAUAGUACAGUACUGUGGAACUAAAGUGAAAAAUGAAAGUUCAGUACCUUGUACAGCUGAAGUAAACAGGAGGAAUAAGAUUCUGGGCCUUGAAUUCUGGUACUUUGUUGCUGCAAUUGCGGGUGGAGGAGUUCUUCUGAUCAUCUUGGUCUCCGUUCUUCUUGUCUACCAAUGUCAGAAAAAGAGAAAACAGCGCCAAUGUCAAGACGAAGACCAGUCCCUUCGUAAUUUGUCCACUCCUUCGAGUCAAGGCCAGCAGAAGCUGCAGCCCCCUCCACGAUCCCAGUCCCGCGGGCCGCCAGUCCACCCACACAGACCCGAGCUGCCCCAGCCCAGGGCCAAAGGGAAGUCCAGGCCCCCUCACACCGCUGGGCCCCUGCCGGACGAUCAACCACCACCCAGGCCGAGACCAAGGCAAAGGCCCCCGCCGCCGAGCUAGCCGCAGCCGGGCUUCCCCGCGGUCCGAAGAGCCGCACGCGGCGGUACGGUUGUGCAGGUGUAGGUGUGCUCUAGAAAUCUCCUUCAUGGUAACUCGAGUUACAGUAAGUGUUUUUAAUAACCCGUUCGUGACAUGACACUGAAACCAUGCGGUUGGUAACUGGUAACAUGACCCACGGGUUGCGAUAGUAUCUUGCUUUGGCGACUACGCUCCGCGUUUGCAAUGGUGAGCUGAAACCGGUGUGCCAUUCUGAUCUUAUUCCACAAGCCAAACAUGUUUUCGACUAAUUAAUACAUGACAUAAUAUGAUGUAUUCUGUAACUAAAGUAAUACAUAAUAAAUAAAAGGGUUAACCUGGUACAAUUUGUUUUUUUCAGUAUUUAAAAUUGGUUAUAAGUAUUGGAAUUAGUAUUUACAUUUUUUCAUAUCUAUCAUUUAGCUUGCUAAUGAAAGAGGCAUUUAAACUAUUCUUGUUCAUUAUUUGCUGAAGUAUGUAAUUAUCUGAUGUGUCACUUUCUGGACAUUACUGUUUGUCAUAUAUUUGUUUUAAGUUUGUUGGCAACUGCAUUACUUCUUUUAAUUUUUCUUUAAUUUAUAUACUUUUUUGGGCAUUAUCUUUACUGCGGUAUUGAAAAUAAAACACAAGUUUCACUAAAAUCACAUCAGACUUAGGCCUGGGCCAAAUCAAAACCUCAAACCACCUAAUUGCAAACUAAUUCCAGUUAAUUGCAAACAUGAUAUCUGCUGGUAACAUAUAUAUAUAGUUCAGGUGGGUAGCAGCGUCACCAUGCGUAGGCUGCAAAGGAACAAGUAAUAGGUUUAU
This is a messenger RNA of Lepisosteus oculatus (spotted gar), 1877 nucleotides long. Lineage: Eukaryota; Metazoa; Chordata; Actinopteri; Semionotiformes; Lepisosteidae. The record is from RefSeq and is a predicted model, not a curated record.